Molecule: messenger RNA, 1545 nt
Organism: Paramecium tetraurelia
Lineage: Eukaryota; Ciliophora; Oligohymenophorea; Peniculida; Parameciidae
Exons: 3
Source: RefSeq, a predicted model, not a curated record
AUGGGAAUUCCGUAAUCAAAACAAACUCAAUCUCAGCUUUUUGAAGAAACCCUCAAAUAGUUCGACAUCAUAGACAAAUAAUAAACAUACAUACUCUUCCAAAACAAAACUACAAUGCAAAAAUUAGAAUUUUGGACUUUCAAAUAUCACGAUGAAGACUCUUUUAAAAGGGCUGUAAAAGACCUGACUCAGACGAGAACUUGCCAAACUCUGCUUCAAAUUAUCAAGCAGAACUCUGUAACUCAUGACGAAUUCUGUUCUACCUUCUAUGAACUCCAACUGCUUGUUGAACAUCCAGUCCAAAGUUUUGCUGAGUACCUUCAAAAUAGAGGAUAGCAAGAUUACUCUUCCAAAGAAUUGUAUCAUCUGAUUGAUUGUGUAGCGUUCGCAUAAUUAAAUCUUGAUAAAAAACAAUACAUAGGAUUCAAUAAUUUAUGGCAAGGGGAGAAUGAUGUUUGGAAAUUGAGAAGUUUUGAGAAUUCCUAUCGACCCAUAGAUUUCUGGGGAAAAUAGAUUCCGCAUUUAUAUCCAGCACCAGAAGAACUCAAAAUAGACCCAUCGAUUAAGUAUUCUGUUGAAAAAGCAACCGUCUUCACCUUUGGCAUGCUCCUACUUCAUGUUGCAUUAGCCAAGUCUUGUGAUUCUCUAUAUUAGAACAAUACAAUUGAUCCAUAGAGAUUGACAGCUAGAAUUAAUGAAUUUUAAAAGAUUUACCCCAGCACUUUGGCAGACAUCGUUUCUAACAUGCUCUAAUUGGAGCCAUUUCAAAGAUACAGUUACUAAGACAUUCAAAAUAGAUUGAAAGAGGCUUAGCAAUGUAAAAUAAUUGAUAGCACUAAUCUCCUAUUGAAGAUGCCCUAAUAAAUCAACAGUUAAUCCAAGUUCUAAGGAAAUCCUUACAAAUCCCCUGUGGAAACAUCAAGAUUAAUAAACAUUCCACUCUAUCCAGAAUAGCAAUUUAUUAACUCUUAAUCAAUACCUGGAAAUAAUAGUCUCCAAAAUUAUGGCAACUCAUUACAAUAAAAUAACUAAUAAUUGAUAUAGACAAUUACAUAAUCCAAGCAAUAACAAUAAUUUGACAAGUAAUAGCCUUAACCUAUACAAUCAAAUCGUUCCCUCUCCCCAUAUCAAAGUCGGGUCAAAUAGGAUAAAUUAUAAUUUGCCGAUGGAAGAUAUUAUGAAGGAGAAAUCAUGAAUGAGUAAAUGAAUGGUCAGGGCAUACUUUACUAUGCCGAUUCUACAGUUGAAUACGAAGGUUAAUUUGUAAACAAUUAAUUCCAUGGCUUUGGAGUGCAUUGCAAUAAUAAUCCUGAUAUCAUGGAUGCUUUCCUGAAUAUAAAUGAGUUUCCAGGCGAUUUCUAUUAAAACAAGUAAUCUUACUUUAUGAUUAUUAGAAAACAUGGAAUUGGAAGCCUUACUUUUUCAAAUGGGGACUGUUACAUCGGCGGAUUUCAGAAAGACUAAAUGGAGGGUCGAGGUACCUAUACUUAGAAAUACGGGUAGACUUAUAUUGGAUUUUGGGAAGGCAAUAAACUAAAAUAUUGA